Molecule: messenger RNA, 1576 nt
Organism: Sitophilus oryzae (rice weevil)
Lineage: Eukaryota; Metazoa; Arthropoda; Insecta; Coleoptera; Curculionidae
Product: adenylosuccinate synthetase
Exons: 10
Coding region: 130-1452 (440 amino acids)
Biological process (GO): IMP metabolic process; 'de novo' AMP biosynthetic process
Cellular component (GO): cytoplasm
Molecular function (GO): adenylosuccinate synthase activity; GTP binding
Source: RefSeq, a predicted model, not a curated record
CAACUCAUCUGCCCGCAGAUCCUAAAAAUGGCGUCGAUCACAUUUUUUUAGCGCAGUCUGUCUCGAAGUGUUCUCAUUGUCGGACCUAUUUCAACCCUCCACCAUUUCGUGGGGUCCCCAAUUUUACCCAUGGCUGAAUCACCGAGGAAGAAGGCCCGCACGGAGCCCCAAAAAAGCGACGUGACCGUAGUCCUAGGGGCACAAUGGGGCGACGAAGGAAAGGGAAAAGUGGUCGAUCUUUUGGCCAGUUCCGUGGACGUAGUGUGCCGGUGUCAAGGUGGCAACAAUGCUGGACACACAGUGGUGGUUGACGGUGUUGAAUUCGAUUUCCAUCUGUUACCAAGCGGGAUUAUUCAACAAAACGCCAAAUCUGUCAUUGGGAACGGUGUAGUCAUCCACUUGCCCCAAUUUUUCGACGAGAUCGAAAAAAACGAGAAAAAAGGUCUGAGGAACUGGGAAGACAGACUCAUUAUUUCUGACAGGGCGCAUCUGGUUUUUGACUUCCAUCAAGCUGUGGACGGGCUUCAGGAACAGGAAAAUCAUCAGAAAGGCCAGGGAUUGGGCACAACCAAGAAAGGAAUCGGGCCAACUUAUUCCUCCAAAGCUACCAGGAACGGUAUCAGAGUCGGCGAUCUUUUGGGAGACUUCGAGAAAUUUCGGGAAAAGUUUACAGCACUCGUUGGCAUGUACUCCCGCAUGUUUCCUAGCCUUCAUGUUGAUAUUGAUGACGAAUUAGCCAGGUAUGAAAAAUACGCCUCAAAAAUAAAACCCCUAGUCUACGACACUGUAUCUUUCCUGGACAAGGCCAUAAGAGAGGGCAGCAAGGUAUUGGUGGAGGGGGCAAACGCCGCCAUGUUGGAUAUAGAUUUUGGUACGUAUCCUUACGUCACAUCUUCCAACUGCACGGUAGGCGGAGUUUGUACAGGGUUGGGUAUUUCCCCCAUGAAGAUUACGGAAGUCAUUGGCGUAGUGAAGGCCUACACGACCAGGGUCGGCGAUGGACCCUUCCCAACGGAGCUAAAAGACAAUAUUGGCGACCUAAUGCAAGAACGAGGAGCAGAAAUCGGAGUGACCACAAAGAGAAAAAGACGCUGCGGUUGGUUAGACGUCUUUUUAUUACAGUACACCAACAAAAUCAACGGCUAUACCGCUCUCUGUGUCACAAAGUUAGACAUUCUCGAUACCCUCAAAGAAGUAAAAUUGGCUGUAGGGUACAGAUUGAAUGGUAAGAAGAUUAAUUACAUGCCUUCCACAGCUUCUGACCUAUCUAAAGUAGAGUGUGAAUAUUUGACAAUGCCUGGUUGGCUGUCAAGUACGGAGGAUGCCAGGGAUUUUGCUGACCUUCCCGAUAAUGCCAAAAAUUACAUUAAUAAAAUCGAAGAAUGCGUUGGGGUUCCGAUUAAAUGGAUUGGAGUUGGGAAAGGCAGGGAGUCAAUAAUAAAAAUUAACUAAAACAAGCAACAGAGAAAGAAAAAUAACAAAGAGCCUUAAAGUAUUGUAAAAAAACUUUUUUACUGGGUAGGUACUUAAAAAAAUUAUAGACCUUUCCACUGUUACCUAAAAAGUAAUAUUAACU